AUUCGGUCAUUUUUCAUACUACAGAGAUGUCUGGUUAUCAGGAGUUUAUUCAAACCAAUGAAGAUCGAGAUGGGGUUAGACUAAGCUGGAAUCUGUGGCCUUCCAGCAGAUUGGAGGCAACCAGGAUGGUCGUUCCUCUGGGUUGUUUAUAUACACCUUUAAAAGAGCGACAGGACUUGCCACCUAUCCAAUACGAUCCUGUGCUUUGCAGUAGACAACAAUGCAAAGCAGUGCUGAAUCCAUAUUGCCUUAUUGACUAUAGGAAUAAAGCCUGGACAUGUAACUUUUGCAUGCAAAGAAAUGCGUUUCCUCCUCAAUAUGGAAGUAUAACAGAACAGUAUCAGCCGGCUGAAUUAAUACCACAAUACACAACACUGGAAUAUACAUUGACGAGGACGCCCAGUCACCCUCCAGUAUAUCUCAUUGUAUUAGAUACUUGUCUAGAUGAAAGUGACUUACAGGCUGUGAGAGAGUCUUUACAAAUGUCGCUGUCACUAUUACCACCAAAUGCUCUAAUAGGUCUGAUAACUUAUGGUAAAAUGGUUCAAGUCCAUGAAUUAGCUGCCCCUGAAGGAUUCUCGAAGAGUUAUGUUUUCCGAGGAACAAAAGAAUUAUCCCCCAAACAAAUACAGGAUAUGUUGGGACUGGGAAGAGCUGGAAUCUCUAAAUCUCAUGGAGCAGACCAACAACAAUCAAUGUCCCCUCAACUACCAGCAAAUCAAUUCAUUCAACCUGUUCAUAAGGUCGAUAUUACCUUAACUGAUAUGCUUGGUCAAUUGCAACGAGAUCCUUGGCCCGUUUCACAAGGGAAAAGACCUUUAAGGUGUAUUGGUGCUGCACUUUCAAUCGCCAUUGGUCUAUUAGAAUGUACCUAUCCAAACACGGGAGCAAGAAUCAUGCUUUUUGCUGGUGGACCUUGCACUCAAGGACCUGGUGCUGUGGUAGACGAUGAACUUAAACAUCCGAUAAGAUCCCAUCACGAUAUAGAAAAAGACAGCGCAAAAUUUAUGAGAAAAGCAAUGAAACAUUAUGAAGCUUUGGCUCAAAGAGCUGCUACAAACGGUCAUUGCGUUGAUAUAUAUAGCUGUGCUCUCGACCAAACUGGUCUCUUAGAAAUGAAAAGUUUAGCUAAUUCAACAGGAGGCCAUAUGGUUAUGGGUGACUCUUUCGCAACAUCGCUUUUCCAACAAUCCUUUCAGCGAGUAUUUACAAAAGAUUCAAAGAAUGAUUUAAAAAUGGCCUUUAGUACAACUAUUGAUAUAAAAACAUCAAAAGAAUUGAAAGUUCAAGGAUGCAUUGGAACUUGUACAUCAUCUAAAAUACCAGGAAAUAACGUUUCGGAGAACGAAAUAGGAUUGGGCGGUACUACUCAAUGGCGAAUGGGAUCCAUAUAUCCGAACUUUACCUAUGCCUUUUAUUUUGAUGUUGUCACUCAACAUAACACUCCGAUACCUCAAGGUGGAAGAGGAUAUAUUCAGUUUGUAACGCAAUAUCAACACUCGAGUGGUCAAAAAAGAGUGAGAGUAACGACAAUUUCAAGAAAUUGGGUUGAUACCAAUGCCAAUCCAACUCACCUUGUAUCAGGUUUCGAUCAGGAAGCUGCAGCCGUAUUGAUGGCCCGAUGCUCAGUUUAUAGAGGACAGCAGGAUGAUGCAGCAGAUGUCUUAAGAUGGGUUGACAGAACUUUAAUUCGGUUAUGUCAACGCUUUGGACAGUUUAAUAAAGAUGAUCCAUCCAGUUUCCAAUUGCCAACCUCAUUCACUCUCUAUCCUCAAUUUAUGUUUCAUCUGAGAAGAUCGCAAUUCUUACAAGUGUUUAACAAUUCGCCUGAUGAGACUUCUUACUACAGGCACUGCUUGCUAGUUGAGGACACGGCACAGAGUUUGACUAUGAUUCAACCUAUACUUUACGCUUACUCUUUUAACGGACCACCUGAACCGGUCCUACUAGACACACAAUCUAUAGCUCCCGACCGUAUCCUAUUAAUGGAUACUUUCUUUCAAUUACUGAUAUAUCAUGGUGAAACAAUCCAUGCGUGGAGGAAAGCUAAUUACCAGGAAAAUGCUGAAUACGACAAUUUUAAACAAUUAUUAAGAGCUCCGGUGGAUGAUGCUCAGGAAAUCCUACAAACUCGUUUCCCCAUGCCGCGAUAUAUUGACACCGAAGCGGGAGGUUCCCAAUCAAGAUUUCUGUUGUCAAAAGUAAACCCAUCAAAGACGCAUAACAACAUGUAUGGAUGGCAGGAUGGAGGUCACGUUUUAACCGACGAUGUUAGCUUGCAAGUGUUCAUGGAUCACUUGAAGAAACUGGCUGUAUCACCAUCUACUUGA
Molecule: messenger RNA, 2330 nt
Organism: Dimorphilus gyrociliatus
Lineage: Eukaryota; Metazoa; Annelida; Polychaeta; Dinophilidae
Source: the annotation of a GenBank genome assembly